UUCCAACUCCUACACAGUGAUUUCGCUCUCAUUGAUGAUCACUGAUGCGUAGGAGUUUGUACACAUACAUAAACAUUUUUUUUUAAUUAUUAAUACAGGCAAUGAACUGGAUUAAACACGUAAUUAGAUAUAAUGUUUAUAAUAAGUUAUUCAUUUCACUUCAGACGAUUUUCAAAAAAUUGAAAGCGAAACCGAAAGCAGAUUUUGGAAAAACCCGGUAUGAAUAAUAAAUAUCUCCGUGUGCAAUACCAUUGACGAUCGGAAUAUGGCGGUUAACAGUCUUCUGUCUGUCUUCAACAAAGACGAAGAUUUCUCCCACGGUCUUGUUUUUAAGCAUUUUCCAGUAGAAUGGCGCGAGACAGACGUGCAAAAUUAUUUGGAAAUUAUAACCAGAGCAGACGUCAACGCCAUGUGUAUUCCAGCUGCGCGUUGUGACGUAGCAGUUGCUAUUUUCGACGACAUUGUAUAUGACACAAGGAUACAGAAAUGGCAAGAGAAGGCAUUCAGUAGGCCUGUAGGUGGCUGUUAUCCUACCUUGGAGUUACUGGGAAGUCCCACAGGCGUCUUUAUACCACAGGUACCUGCAGGUGUAAGCGAUGAACUUCUUCAGCUGUAUUUUGAAAGUGGGAAAUCAGGAGGCAUUGAGGGCACAGUGGUCGAGCCGGUGGAACUAGGCACUAUUGAGGAAAAGAAGUAUGCAGUUAUUACGAUAGAAAAUGGGCAAGCUUUGGAAUCUAUCUUAUCAAAACAAAAUCACGGACUUAAGGAUAUUGAUCUAGAAGUUGGACCGUUCUAUCCAUCCGUCCAUCGGCAUAUACUAGAAACUCUAAAAUCACGAGGAACCGAGUGUGAAGUCACAUCGAUUGCACAAGCUGAAAUUCAACCCGUGGAACAAGAAGUUAACCAGUUUCUUAAACCAACAGAUUUCGACAUGAGUUCUGGUCGUCAGCCCGAAUUAGAAACACGUAGUGACAGUUCCGACGAGAAUGAAAAUUUUAAUCCUGGUGUAUCAUUUAACAGUGAAAGAAGCUGUGACGUAUCUCCACUACCAUUUGCAGGUAGACAGAUCCAAUUAUUUGGUGGCAAAGGGGAACGCUUCAAUCCAAACGUAGCUACCGUUAAGCCGGUGUUCAGACAGCAGGUGGAUACACACGAGGUUCAAAAAGUGUUAGCUGUGGGACAGUAUUCUUCAAAACCGCAGGAAGAGCGCCAUGAAUUUGAACAAGAUAUAGAUUUGCCUGAUUAUAAAAUAGAAUUACUUGUUUUAUGUAGAUUUCAAGAGAAGCAUGAGAGCGAACGUUUGAAAAUAUCUAUCAAACAAAAAGAAGGAAAAGUGGCAUUUAAAGCGACGUCUUUUGAAGAGUUCAAAGCUGUGAGAGUAGAUAUGUAUGACUGCUUGGAUAGCGUCGUUGCUGACGGAAAAAAACUAAGUGACGCCAGAUAUGCACUAUUGUCUCGUAAACAAUGCCUCUCUUGGAUACGGUCUAAAUGUGAGACGACAAAUAUAAGAGUUGUGUUUGUUACUGACGAUAACAGAAAAGAGAUAAUAUGCCAUUCUUUUUCCGAAAAAGAAACAAGCAGAGGCAUUCAGCUUCUGGAAGGUGUCACUGCGACAACAGUAAGGGUUAGACCAGAACAACAGAUUUGCUUGCGUAAUCAUGCAUGGUCAACGUUAAAGAAAUCAUUAGACAACGAUAUGACGUCUGUUUACGUGACAGAAAAUGGAACAUGUAUAUGUAUAGAGAGCUUGAUCGAUAACAAAGCAAGAGAGGCAAAACAAAAGGUCAUUCAGUACCUAAGUAAAGAUAGUGUGAAUAAGAAGUUAGCCACGGUAACUCUUGAAGCGGCAAAAGCUAGAUGUUUUAAGGCAUGCAUUGAAGAUAAACUUCGACAAGAAAUACAAAAGAAAAAUGGUGUAUUGUAUGUCGAGCAACAAAGCAAAAGUCCACUGAAGCUACAGCUGUCAUGUGAAGGUCCGGAGUGUGUUACCGACGAAUUGACUAAAGCUGUACAGCGAAUAUGGCACGAAAGUGUAGAUUUUACCAAGCUGUCGACAUCAGUUGAAGAUAAAUGUCUCAUAAUGAAAGCGCUGAAGGGGGAGAUAGAAAAGGACUUUGUCGGCAAAUUCGAACAGAAACAUAACUGUUUCUUAGAAAUGUCUACAAAAGAAGAAGUUACAAUACAGAGAGCACAUGUGAGAGUAAAAGAUGUAUUUGAUUCAUCCGACGAAGAACCUGUUGAAGAAUCAGCAACUGGUAUGGAUGUGCUAAAUGACGAUGGAAUUGGUGACUCAAGGGAUGAAUCCCAUAGACCUCAAUCAUCUAGAGGUGAAAAGUCGGGUAAAAGAAGGUACAGAGGAGGAAGAAUUCAUGAACUACAGUCAGGAUUGAGUGAGGAAGAAGCCAUGAAGAAAGUAAUGCUGCUAUCCAUGCAGGAUUCACUAACUGAAGAAUGUAGUAGUAGACAAUGUGAAGUUGUACAACCAGACAGUGACUCUGACAGUGAAAGUGAAUCUCUCAGAGAUCUGGCAGAAUGUGAAAAUGAUCAACAAGAAAUAGUAGAAGAAGACACUUUCACAGAUUCUGCUAAGGCUUACGCAGCUGAAGAUAUGCCAAAGAAAGAAUAUAGAGACUACAAACCGCAUAGAGCGCAGCGUGGCGACAGGAGUCAUUACUCUAGAAGCAUGAAUAUCUCAGGAACCACUGUGACGCUUGUGAAAGGCCCCAUUGCAAAGCAGAAGGCUGAUGCGUUGGUUAAUGUGAUAUCAACGUCACAGAGUCCUUUUGAAGGUGUGGUUGCAAAAUCAUUCUUGGACAUGGGCGGUCAAGAAUUGAUGCAGAUGUACGACGAAGCAGACGAUGACUCGCCAGGUCAUGUUGUGGUCACAAAGUCCUCCGGUCAGCUUAAAUGUUCUAUAGUGCUGCACGUCAAGCUUAAGAAAUCUGACCACUGGGAAAAGAUAGUGAGAAGUGCCGUGGCGGACGUUCUUGGUAGAUGCAAGAAACAUGGUGCUCGAAUCGUUGCUUUCCCACCACUGGGAGUUGGCAGGAUGUUCAGGUAUCCACCCGACCAAGUUGCCAGGACAAUGCUGUCAGAACUAAGUCGUCAACUUUCAUCUGGAAGGAAUAAUCUGGAGAAAAUUUCGUUGGUUAUAUAUGGUGGUGAGCCGUAUGAAAUAUUUGACAAAGAGUUUCAAGCUUUUAAUCAGGAAUCUGGUAAUACUAGACAGAACCCGCACCACCAAAAGUCAGUUAGUAGUCUGCCGCCAUCUGGUGCCAGCCAUCAGCCUCCGUCUGGUUCCAACAAAUAUGAACGACAAAAUACAGGUGGUCAACAGUAUUCCGGAAGAAGGCCUCCCAGGGGCAGAUCGACUUAUGUUGCAUCUCAUCAUCGUGGAGCUCGCUCUUCCUCUAGCUCUUCUGGUAAUUCACGUGGCUCUUCGGACCGAAAUACGGGUGGCAGAAAUAAACAAGAUGACGAUCGUUCAAGUGGGAAGAUAAAAAGCAGCCAAAGUCUUUUCCAAGAGAAAGUUCCUAAUUUCAGUGUGAAAAUUAUAGCUGAAAAUAAGGAAGAAUGUACAAAGGCAAUGACUGCGUUUUGCAAAAAGGUCAAGGACAAAUUUCUUUACGAGGAAAUUAUUGAGAAGAAGCAGAAAAUUUCAGCAUCCUCGAAACGGAAAAUAGUAAAUAUAAUUUCUGCGAGUGACAUCAAAUCUAUCAAAGAAAAAGAUAAAUAUAGACUAAGGGGACUGAAGGGAAAUGUCAGUAAAGCUCAUUCAGAGAUCUUGAAGGUUCUUUUGGACGAAAAAAGUACAGAGCCAAUACGGAAACGGAAAGCAAAGCCGAAUAGAGAAACGCGUGAGUUUGUUGAAGCAAUGGUCAGUGAUGAACCUGAAGCGCCAUGUUACUGGAAGAACUACAAAGAAGGGGAGACUUUGGUUCAGUCAUUUAAACGUUUCGUUAUUGGUAAGAAGUUUGAAAAGGUUGAAUUAAAUAAAGACAGCCAGCAAUUCAAAUCCAUUCUUAAGAUGGUCAAUGCUACAUUUGAUGCCCGCGUAGUAGGACAAGGUAAAGACGCAGUUGGCCUAGACGCAUUAGGGUACACAAAACUCAUUGUACUGAAGGUAGAAAGAAUAGAAAACUUCGGCUUGUUUGAAAAGUUUGCGAAGAAAAGACAAACAUUAUAUCGACGGUUGUACGCAUCACCAUCACAUGAAGUCAGAUUUCCAAAGAUAGAAAAACUACAGAAAUGCACUGGCGCUAUUGCUACUACCCAAUACGUUCAUCCACAUUUGAAUAAAGACAUACAUCCUGAAAUAAAUGAGUAUUUGCUUUUCCAUUCUACUAAGCCAGAACGUGUUAGUGUUAUUUGCAACGAUGGAUUUGAUCCAAGACUUGGAAGUGGAACUGCUAUGUUCGGGCCAGGUAUAUAUGGAGCGGAAAAGUCAACAAAGGCAGAUCAAUAUGCAGAUGAGAAAGAUAAAAGGUCUGCAGGACCUGACAAUCCGAAGAAAAUGUUUCUGAUACGGAUGGUGCUUGGCAACGCAUUCCUUUGCAGUGAACCGAACCCUUACAAGUACCGGAGGCCGCCUUGUACACGCUGUUUCAGAGACGAUUGUUCAAAACCCAACCAUGAGAAAGGAAAAUUUGGUCAUUUUUUCGAUUCGGUUGUUGGAGACAAUUCAAAAUUAUUUCGUGAAUUUGUAGUAUAUGACAACAGUCUAUGCUAUCCGGAAUAUUUGAUAACAUACGAAAGACGAGUGUAAACGAUUACAUGUAGUACAUCAAAAAGCCCCAUUACCAGGGAACAAAGAAACUAAUAAUUUUGAAAAAUUACCUAUAUUUUAACCAUAUGUCAGUAGAUUCUGACUAAUGAAAAUACGUAACAAUUGUUGAUAAGGCCGUGACUUUAAUAUUAUGAGAUUAUUACAGAAAAUUAAAAUACUGUGGCAUAUUGUACGAAAUACAAGUGUGUGUAUAUAUAUAUAUAUAUAUAUAUAUAUAUAUAUAUAUAUAUAUAUAAUAAGGGGGAAAUGACAGUUUCUAGCUAAAAUGCAUAGGAACAAAAUAGGCAACGCUUAGAUAUAAUGCUGCUAAAGUUAUCAUGAUAAGCACACAUGCACUAUACUGCAUAGAGAAUGCAAAAUGCUAGGCAAGUCCAGCUACAGACAAUACGAGGCUAAAUGAUUAACGAAUUUUCAGCAAAAUGAUGAUGAUAUUAUCUCUGAUGACUUAAAUCAUGCUAAUGAUCAUGUACCGAAAUGCACAAAUUGUGUUGAGCAAAUACAUUAUAGAAUAAAAGUCCAGUGAAUAUUAUACUACUUAUCUACUUACAUGAAAAACCGCAUGCAAGCUGGUACAUUCGUUUCGUUAAUGUAAUUAGAUAUUUUUCGCCUUAUGUAAUUUCAAAGGUGACAAUAAAAACUAUGAUAAGCUAUA
This is a messenger RNA of Mercenaria mercenaria, 5438 nucleotides long. RefSeq lists its product as uncharacterized. The record is from RefSeq and is a predicted model, not a curated record. Gene Ontology annotation, molecular function: NAD+ poly-ADP-ribosyltransferase activity. The coding region runs from base 266 to 4765 and encodes 1499 amino acids. NCBI's taxonomy places the organism in Eukaryota, Metazoa, Mollusca, Bivalvia, Venerida, Veneridae. The transcript is spliced from 17 exons.